UCAACUCCAUCAUGGCCUUUAACGCAGCCGAAGCGUCAGCCGACUUGUCCCAGCGGUGGACGCGUGUGCAGGCACAGCUCGAGUCCGAGACAACGCCAGAGGCCAAGGUGCCCGAGGUGUAUCAGGCUACUGCAGGCGCCAAGAAGCUGAUUGGUGGAGGGAAUGGUGACGGAUCGACUCGGUUUAUGGAUCUGCUUCAAAGAGCUGUGGCCGAGGCCGAGGCUGCUGGCAUGAUGACGGGAACGACGACCACGACGACGGCAACGGGCGCAUCGGCCUGAUGAGACUACGGGCUCGAUGUGGACAGCGAAUGGAUGGAUGUGGAUAGAUGCGGGGAUGGUGGUUGUACGCAGUAUCGUCUGGUCGGUGGCCGCCAUGGUGGCCGCCAUGGUAGCCGCCAUGGUGGCCGCCA
This is a messenger RNA of Thecamonas trahens ATCC 50062, 412 nucleotides long. RefSeq lists its product as uncharacterized. The transcript has 2 exons. Lineage: Eukaryota; Apusomonadida; Apusomonadidae. The coding region runs from base 12 to 281 and encodes 89 amino acids. The record is from RefSeq and is a predicted model, not a curated record.